AUGUUGGGCGAGGACACGUUUAACCGAGCAAAGCUGCUGAACGUGGGCUACAGCGAGGUCCUGAAGGAGGCAGACUACGACUGCUUCAUCUUCAGCGACGUGGACCUCAUCCCCAUGGACGACCGCAACCUGUACCACUGCUACGACCAGCCGCGCCACUUCGCCAUCGCCAUGGACAAGUUUGGCUUCAGGCUUCCGUAUGCUGGUUACUUUGGAGGUGUUUCGGGCCUCAGUAAAAAACAGUUUCUGAAAAUAAAUGGAUUCCCAAACGAGUACUGGGGCUGGGGAGGAGAGGACGACGAUAUCUACAACAGGAUCACUCUGAACGGGAUGAAAGUGUCGAGACCGGACGUCCGAAUCGGCCGCUACCGAAUGAUUAAACACGAGCGAGACCGGCACAACGAGCCCAACCCUCAAAGAUUCAACAAGAUCCAGAACACCAAGAACACCAUGAAGAAGGACGGCAUCAGCUCUCUGACCUACAAGCUGCUGGAGGUGCGACGGUUUCCCCUUUACACAAACAUAUCAGUGGAGAUCGGAAAGCCUCCCCCGCGGCCAUUCAAGGGAUAG
Knipowitschia caucasica is the source of this 570-nucleotide messenger RNA. The record is from the annotation of a GenBank genome assembly. NCBI's taxonomy places the organism in Eukaryota, Metazoa, Chordata, Actinopteri, Gobiiformes, Gobiidae.